UUAAGGCAUUUCGCUCCACCCUUCCAUCAUCGGGCUAGGCCAAGGAUGAGAAUUCGCCAGACAAUUGCAGUUAAAGUCACACAGCACAGCAAGAUCCAUGCAAGGGGGUGUGGCCGCAUCUCCAAGCCUUUCGACAGGAUCGCUGACUGGAGUCGCAGGCUCCCAGGCACAGUCACUUUGCGCUUGCGUACAGACGAGCCCACUCCUUUCCCGACCGUGGGGGAGGCGACAUCCUGAGGGUUAUUCAUCCUCCACUAGGUUUCCUCCGCGUCCUUGGCCUUUCUCCCCAGCGAUCCUUUCCUCAACCCAGUAUGUCCUAAAACUGAUGUUUGAUUAAUACAAGUCAAGAAUUGCAUGAAAAUUUAUUUCCCUCGCUCUCCCUAGAGUGGGCUGGGCCGGAAGCGGAAGUGCUGGCCAGUGUCUGUGAGUUCCAGUCUGGCCAUGGAGGAGUUUCCGUUCAAGGAACCGGUGCUGGACGCCAAAUCCGAGCUUGUAGAUUUUCAGUGGAAACUGGGCAUGGCUGUGAGCUCUGACCGCUGCAGAUCCCUCAAGUACCCGUAUGUGGCAGUGAAGCUCAAAGUGGCAGAUCCUUCUGGCCAAGUAAACACCAAGUCCAUCGAAAUGACAAUCCCACAGUUUCAGAAUUUCUACAGACAGUUUAAAGAAAUUGCCACUGUCAUUGAAACUGUGUGAGGACUGAUUCCGACGUAAUGGACUCUACCUUCCAGAAGAGAACUGCAUAUGGAGGAAAGAUAUUUAUGCAAUGAAAAGUGCACUUCUGGUGCUGGAUAGGUGGCUCAGAGGUUAAGAGCACUGGUUGCUCUUCCAGAGGACUCAAGUUCAAUUCCUGGUAACCACAUGAUAACUCACAACUGCCUGUAACAUCAGGACCAGGGAAUCCUACACCCUCCCACAGACGUCUAUGCAGGCAAAGACAAAUGGGUAGAAAAUUAAAAAUUAAAAGAAUUUCACUUCCCAUUUUUUUCCCAGUUUAAAAAAAAAAUUGAUAAACUCAAAUCUUUUUAGUGGUCACCAAUGCUUUGCCUUUUCAAUGAGCUAAAAGUGUCUGUAUUGAAUACUAAUAUAUGUAUAAUUAUAUCUCAACAGAUGAGUAAAUGAUACUCUUAAAUGCAACACUCUUAAAUGUAUAUUAGAAAAUUUUAAAUCUUAUUGAUACAGAUCUAACUUUAUGAAUAAAAUCUUGUAUAUGAAGUUUAAAGCUGCUUAACAAAUUCAGUUUUAUAACAUUCCCUUUGAAAUAAUUAAAGGAAUUACUUACAGAAUUAGUGCGAAGAAUGAGAUCUCAUUCAGACAUUUGUAACCCGGUUAAGGUAAACCAGUCCCUGUGUUAUCGUAGUAGUGCACUGUUUCUGCUGCUGCUAUUUGUAGAAAAUUUGUCAGAACGCACACAGAGAUGAUCCUAUCCCAUCUUGUCUGAAGGUCAGAGAGUUUGAGCUUAUUUUUGCUCUUUCAGAUUUGGUGCCAACAGGUGUGGCUACCAACAAGAGGUCCUGACUUAGGGUGUGGUUACUUGGUAUUUUGGGCAUUAAGAUGGCCCAUAGAGGUAGAUCCUCUCCAUCCUGACCAAAGGUCAGAGCAUUGAAGCAUACUUCUUCUUCUUUUGAAAUAGAAGGUUUGACUUAGGGAGUGGCUGCCUGCAGGAUGCUUGCUCUAAGGUGUGUUCACUGCCCCAAACAUCAAAUGCUUUGCUCAGGAUUUAAUGGCUCGAUGUCUCAAGUAUUAGAGCAAGUAAUUGUUCUGGUUGUCCUUUGUAUCAUGUUAAAGCAGUCUUUUGCCUUCUUCCCCCUUUUUGUAUUGGGUUAUAAAAGUGAAUGAAAAAUACACAUGGGUGAAAUCAGAAUUCAGCAUCCAUCAUUUGCUGAGUUGCCAUCCUGGCAGUAUCUUAUGUCCUGGUGUUUCUUUCUUAUCUGUUUUUGCUAACAUUUCUAAUCCUCACACCCCUACCCUGGAACAAACAAGCCUGCAGCAACCUGGAUCACAGCAGAAGUUAUCCCAAAACGGUGACUCAUGACAAAAAAUAUCACCAGUGAUUUACUGUGUGCCACACAAACCAGAGCAUCCCCUAGUAGUGUCUGCAUGUUUCUACCUUCUCCCGUGCCUAUUGUGUUGUGGUGUCUGAACAAGAGUGGUCUCCAGGGACUCAUAUAUUUGAAUACUUGAAUACUUGGUCUCUGGUUAGUGAAACCGUUUAGGAAGAAUUACGAGGUAUGUCAGUAAGUGGACUUUGAUGGUUUCAAAAGUCCAUACCAGCUCAUAUGACUCUGCCUAUA
Molecule: messenger RNA, 2291 nt
Organism: Chionomys nivalis (European snow vole)
Lineage: Eukaryota; Metazoa; Chordata; Mammalia; Rodentia; Cricetidae
Gene: Commd6
Product: COMM domain containing 6
Exons: 3
Coding region: 442-693 (83 amino acids)
Molecular function (GO): NF-kappaB binding
Source: RefSeq, a predicted model, not a curated record